Messenger RNA from Brassica rapa (field mustard), 3522 nucleotides. RefSeq names its product venom phosphodiesterase 2-like. The record is from RefSeq and is a predicted model, not a curated record. Lineage: Eukaryota; Viridiplantae; Streptophyta; Magnoliopsida; Brassicales; Brassicaceae. Gene Ontology annotation, cellular component: vacuole.
AAGGUUUAGAACCUCUAUGAAUCUAUUUAAUUUUUUCAUCCUCCAUUGGUAGAACUCAUUGGAGUACUUAAAAAAUAAUAUUUUUUAAAACAAAUAAAAGAGCUUUAAACUUGUUCUUCUACACUCGAAAGAAAAGAAGCAAAGGAAUUUUUUUUUAAAAUGUUAUAAGAGAAAUGUUCUUGUACACUCGGAGGAAACACAACUUAUAAAGGAAACACAAGUUCCUUUACUAUGCAGCACGUUGGUGACCAUGAAUCUGUUGCCUUUCUUCCACGCGCAUCCUCAACCAUCACACAACCAACAAAGAAAGUAAAAUUAAAAGCUUUUCUCUGUAAAAAAAUAAACGAAAACUAAAACCACAACAAUACAAAUGUGGACUAUGUUUCUAUCUAACAAUACGAUAACAAAAACAAUAAUCUCAUCAUCAUCACUUGUUCCAAUACCAAAGACUCCAUUUUUUAAACAGUCUAGCGAAGCUUAACCAUCAACACAAGUUAGAAUCAACCAAAAGAAACAAUAAUCUCAUGAUCAUUACUUGUUAAAUUCAACCAAACCAACUCUGUUUCAAUGCAAAAGACUCCAUUUUUUCAACUGUCUAACGAAGUUUAACCAUCAUCAGUAGUUCAAAUCAACCAAGGAUCCCAUCAUCAUCAUCAUGCAAAAGACUCCAUUUUUUUAAUGAUUCGCAAGUUAUUUUUACAAGAUUCACAACAUGCAAAAGAUUCACUAAAUCAUCAUCUUCAAAAUUAAUUUUACAAGUUAUUUUCCUAUAGAGAAAGGGAUUUUCGUACUUAUCUCGCCGCUUGUAUGACUUUGAUCCUUUCAUGGAUCCUUGGUUUCUCUUGAAGCUGAUUCCUGUGAAGAACUUUCUUCUAUCUUCUGAUCUUCAUCAUCGCCUCAGCGCAUGGGAAAGAAACGAUGGAGAGAUGGAGAGACGGAGAAUCGACGGCGAAUUGACGGAGACGGAAGCAGUCGCGAGAGAUCGCCUUUCGAAGAUGAAGAGAAACAAAACUGAUUUCGGGGGAGAAAGACUGACGCAGGAGAGAGACACAUUAAGGUGUGGUCCAGUAGUAGCGCGCCACGUAGGGAUCCUUACCAAACCCAAAAAUACCAAUUUAAGUAGCGGUCCUCUGUUUUCUUUUCAAUUUUGAUUUAUUUUUCUUUUCUUUUUUUUAAGUACCCCUACGUAAGGAGCCCCGAUGGACAUGCUCUCCACGUGAAAUCGAAUUAGUGGUUUAGAAAAAAAUAUAGAUAGUGGUUGAAUCCAUAUAAGUUAAAAACGCAGAUUUCUAGGAGGAUACGAAUUUGAUUCUCGUUGUGGAAAAUAUAUAGUUCUAGACGUCUAGGCCCAGAGCUUCCAAAUUAACCCCAAAAAAAAAAUCCGUCACAUGUCAGACUCACAACAUCUAUUGUCGGGUUCUUGAUUGUUAAAUUUUUUUUAUUUUUCUUGAACAGGCUUUCGUUGAUUGUUAAAAUAUUAGAAGAAACAAAAUCUAGUGUGUGUUUAAUUUACAGUUUUAUACUUUAUUUAUCGAGCUCUUCGCUUACAACUUACGGUUCUACCGGACAGAUUUACUUGCAUGCUUAUAACGCAUAUAUCAAAUUACAAGUGGUAUAUUUUUAUUCAGUUUUAGAUCGUUAUAAAAGUUAAUAAAUAAAACAGUGGAUCUUUUCUUUUCUUUUUGACUAAAUAGAAAAUACAGUGGAUCUUUUCUUAUGUUAGCAAUAGUUUAGGUUAAAGAAAAAACUAAACGAGAGCUUAUUAUAUACAAAGGAAAAGGAAAGUUCCGGCUAUAAAAGUAACAUGAACGUUGUUGAGCUCAACCACCAUUAAACCUUUCUCGCUCAAUGGCGGAAACUAACCCAGCCCGGUACAGCUUUUCCGGUUACCCCUUGUGCAAGUUAUCUCUAAGCUUUCUUUUUCUCACCUUCCUCAUCGUAGCUGCCACUGCCAAUGAUUCGGGUUUUCCAUCGUCACACACCGGGAAACCCCACCACUCCAAGAAACUCACUAAACCGGUGGUUCUACUAAUCUCCAGCGACGGUUUCCGGUUCGGUUACCAAUACAAGACGGACACUCCAAACAUUGAUCUCCUCAUUUCUCGAGGAACCGAAGCUAAAACCGGUUUAAUCCCGGUUUUCCCAUCCAUGACGUUCCCAAACCAUAACUCAAUCGCCACCGGUCUCUACCCUGCUUAUCACGGUAUAAUAAUGAACAAGUUCACCGAUCCAGUAACCGGAGAACUCUUCAAAAGAAACCUAGACCCGAAGUGGUGGUUAGGCGAGCCGUUGUGGGUAACCGCAACGAACCAAGGUCUCAAGGCCGCCACUUACUUUUGGCCAGGCGCUGACGUUCACAAAGGCUCGUGGACCUGUCCUAAAGGGUUUUGUAAAGCUCCUUACAAUGCUUCGGUUCCGUUAGAAGAAAGAGUUGAUACGAUCUUGAGCUACUUCGAUCUUCCACAGAGCGAGGUCCCUGAUUUCAUGGCGCUGUAUCUUGAAGAAACGGACGUACAGGGUCAUGAAUAUGGCCCUGACGAUCCUCGUGUCACUGAAGCAGUCGCAAAGAUCGAUAAAAUGAUCAGUAGAGUCAUCAAGGGUUUGAAGAAGAGGAAGGUGUUUAGUGAUGUUCAUGUGAUCUUGCUUGGUGAUCACGGAAUGGUUACUAACUGUGACAAAAAAGUGAUUUACAUUGAUGAUUUAGCGGAUUGGAUCAAGAUACCAGCAGAGUGGAUUCAAGAUUAUAGUCCCGUACUAGUGAUGAAUCCACGGUGGGGCAAAGAUGUCAAGAAUCCUGGUGAGAAGAACGCUGAAGUCGUGGCGAAGAUGAACGAAGCUUUGAGGUCAGGGAAAGUAGAGAACGGUGAGUUUUUGCAAGUUUACUUGAAGGAGAAGUUACCGGAAAGGCUGCAUUAUUCCGACAGUUCUCGGAUUCCUCCGAUUAUAGGAAUGGUCGGAGAGGGUCUCAUGGUUAGACAGAACAGAACAAACGUUCAAGAGUGUUUCGGAGAUCAUGGAUACGACAACAUGUUCUUCUCUAUGAGAUCUAUCUUUAUUGGACAUGGUCCUAGGUUUAGGAGAGGAAAGAAAGUGCCGUCGUUUGAGAAUGUUCAGAUCUACAAUGUCGUUGCAGAGAUUCUUGGACUCCGACCAGCUCCAAACAAUGGUUCUUCAUUGUUUACUCGUAGCCUUCUCAUGCCCACUGGAGAAACAAUGCAAGUAAAAUGAAGCUUAAUAAUAGCGUCAGUUUCUUCCUAGGUUCUGAUGUGUUCUACUGUUUUAGUUCAUAUAUCAAUGUAUCGGCAAAUGAAUAAGAGAAGAGGUCAAAUGUUAUUCUGGAUAAUACUCACCGAGAGCAACAUGACUCAGAGAACAUGAUAAAUUGAUGAAUAACAAAACAUAAAUUGUUGUAUUUAGACAUAAGUUGACCUCAAAUAACAUUAGUCUCUGAUAAAUUGAUGAAUAACAACACAUAACUUGUUGUAUUGAAACUUUAAGAUAACUUUUGUCUCAAUUUGGAUU